Molecule: messenger RNA, 1160 nt
Organism: Hypanus sabinus (Atlantic stingray)
Lineage: Eukaryota; Metazoa; Chordata; Chondrichthyes; Myliobatiformes; Dasyatidae
Exons: 7
Source: RefSeq, a predicted model, not a curated record
CAACAAUCCAUCCUCUCCAUUUCUACCCAUCUCUCUAAAUUCUCUUCCCCUUCUUGCCCUCCCCUUCUUUCCGUGAUACCCCUUUCUGUCCCCUGUCACUCACGAUUCUCUCCCCACCAAACCCUAACUUUCCCUCACUCUCCCUCCCUCUGUUACUACCCACUCUAACUAUCUCCCACCAGCCACUCUAAUCCCUCCAGACCACCCUCCUCUAACACCCUCAAUCUCUCUCUCCUCCAGCACUUCCUCCCCUGGCUCUCGGCUCCUCUCUUUAUCAGCUGCUCAUCCGGUGGUUGUGUCGCUCGGAUCUAAAGGACGACACCGGCUUUCUCUGACAACGGUUACUUCCCCUCGUUGAGCUCAGAGACGCAGAGGUUCCUCGACAGGAUGGACGACAGAGAGACAUACACGAUUAUUCAGCUCGUAAAACCAGACUCACCGUCUCCAUCGAGAGCUGCUCAACUGGAGAUUGUUUGUGUCGCUCUGAUGCACAUGUCAGCACAGGCUUCCUCUGUCAACGGUUCCUUCCCCUCGCUGAGCUCAGAAACGCAGAGAAUCCUCGACAGGAUGGACGACAGCGGGGCUUUCAAGAAUGUGAAGUUUACAGAAACUGACUCACCGUCUCCAUCGGGAGAUGAACCUGACGUAUCGUAUGUGGAACUUCAUUUCAAGACCCUCUCUGUUCCUCGGGUCCGGACAAAUGGAGACAGUCUGACCUCCACCUACUCAGAGCUGAAAUUUCGGAAAGACGAACCCCUCAUCGAUGAGGGUUUGGCUCCUCCCAUUGCCUCAGGACCCGGCGAGCUGCUCAUCACUGCACAGACAGAUUCACAGCAUAACUUUCGGAAGGUCGAACCCCUCAUCAAUGAGGACGAGGAUCCUCCUAUUUCCCCGGGACCCGGAGGGAUGCCAACUGCUGCACAAACAGCUGCGCAAGAAAAGGAGAGGAAAGUGAAGAUCGGAAAUAGACCGUACCGUGUGAUCUGCCUACUCUGCCUCGUUACAUCCGCCCUCAUCGUGACAGUGGUCGGUCUCUCGAUCCAUGUGUCACAGAUUCGUCAGUCUAAGGUCACCUCCGACCGAAACUACCAUGAGUUGAACUCAACCCUUCAGUCCGAGCUUUCUGCCCUCAACUCUAACCUGUCCGAUCUUAAACGAAG